AGAUGAGUGGUUAUGAGGAGGAAGAGGACAGAGCCGAGUCUCCAGGGUUCAGCUGUGUGUCUCUGAAGAGUGACCAUUCCAUGUAUCCUCCUCCACUCUUCAGUAAAGAACCUGGACCCUCACACACAAAAGGUCAGGACCAGAGACUGAGAGCAGAGUCUCCAGGGUCCAGCUGUCUGUCUCUGAAGAGUAACCAUUCCAUGUAUCCUCCUCCACUCUUCAGUAAUGAACCUGGACCCUCACACACAAAAGGUCAGGACCACAGACUGAGAGCAGAGUCUCCAGGGUCCAGCUGUCUGUCUCUGAAGAGUAACCAUUCCAUGUAUCCUCCUCCACUCUUCAGUAAUGAACCUGGACCUUCACACACAGAGAAGAGGAAGAGGAGUCAUGUUUCUGAGGAGGAGCAGUCGUCCUGCUGUGCUUCGUGUCAGGACGUCCUGAAGGAUCCAGUCUCCACCAGCUGUGGACACUGGUUCUGCAGACAGUGCAUCACCUCAUACUGGGACCAGUCUGGUUCUUCAGGAGACUCCUCCUGUCCCCAGUGUGGAAAAAGAUCUAGAACAGGAGCUGGAGCAGAUCGUGGUCUGCAGGAGGUUUCAGAUGAACAUCAGCUCAGCCUGAGGAGGAGAUGUGAACAUGUGACUGAAGGAAGUGAUGCAACAGGAAGUAGAACCCUCCUCAACAGGAUCUACACUGAGCUCUACAUCACAGAGGGACAGAGUGAAGAGGUUAAUACUCAACAUGAGGUGAGGCAGCUUGAGACGGCUUCCAAGAUGAAGAUCCUCCACGACACUCCCAUCAGGUGCCACGACAUCUUUAAAGCCUCCACUGACCAGCAGAGACGCAUCAGAGUCGUCCUGACCAACGGCGUCGCUGGCGUUGGAAAAACCUUCUCGGUGCAGAAGUUCACUCUGGACUGGGCAGAGGGUUUAGAGAACCAGGAUGUGGGUCUGCUGACUGUGCUUUCGUUCAGGGAGCUGAACCUGGUGAAGGACCAGCAGCACAGUCUCCUCACGCUGCUCCGUGUUUUCCAUCCAGCGUUACAGAAGCUCACGGCAGAGACGCUCGCUGUCUGUAAACCUUUGUUCAUCUUUGACGGCCUGGAUGAAAGCAGACCUUCUCUGGACUUCAACCACAGGGAGCUUGUGUCUGAGGUCACACAGAGGUCAUCAGUCAACGUGCUGCUGACAAACCUCAUCCGAGGGAAUCUGCUUCCCUCAGCUCUCGUCUGGAUAACCUCCAGACCUGCGGCGGCCAAUCAGAUCCCUCCUGCAUGUGUUGACAGGGUCACAGAAGUACGAGGCUUCACUGACGCCCAGAAGGAGGAAUACUUCAGGAGGAGAUUCAGUGAUGAAGAGCUGUGCAGCAGAAUCAUCUCACACAUCAAGACGUCCAGGAGCCUCCACAUCAUGUGUCAAAUCCCAGUCUUCUGCUGGAUUAGUGCUACAGUUCUGGAGCACAUGUUGACCACAGAGCAGAGAGGAGAGCUGCCCAAGACCCUGACUGACCUGUACUCACACUUCCUGCUGGUUCAGACAAAGAGGAAGAACAACAAGUACGGUAAGAAGAGGGCUGACAGGGACGUUCUCCUGAAGCUGGGGAGGCUGGCACUUAAACAUCUGGAGGAAGGAAACAUCAUGUUCUACCAAGAAGACCUGGAGAGGUGUGGUCUUAAUGUCACAGAGGCCUCGGUGUACUCAGGAGUUUGUACUGAGAUCUUCAGAAGAGAGAGUGUGAUCUUCCAGAAAUCAGUCUACUGCUUUGUUCAUCUGAGCGUUCAGGAGUUCCUGGCUAUUUGA
Limanda limanda (common dab) is the source of this 1799-nucleotide messenger RNA. Its product is annotated as NLR family CARD domain-containing protein 3-like. Bases 3 to 1799 code for a protein of 598 amino acids. The transcript has 6 exons. The record is from RefSeq and is a predicted model, not a curated record. Lineage: Eukaryota; Metazoa; Chordata; Actinopteri; Pleuronectiformes; Pleuronectidae.